Acanthoscelides obtectus is the source of this 11595-nucleotide messenger RNA. Lineage: Eukaryota; Metazoa; Arthropoda; Insecta; Coleoptera; Chrysomelidae. The record is from the annotation of a GenBank genome assembly.
AGCUUGUCAAAAUUGUGUCAAAGUUGUAUAUGGAUACAAAUGGCCGAAAGUGGGUUACCUCUUGAAAAUUGUCUGAUCCCCAAUUUUUCGACAAUAUGGUGAUGGAACAGUGGAAAAGGUAGAUAAUAAGUGUAGCAAUAUACGUGAUACCCGUGCCAUGUGGGAGUAAAUAAUGCUCUUUAGCUUCCGAAUUCCACACUAUAGUUCAAUAAAGAUGGAAAGCUCACACAAAGAAAAUUCUGCUAAAGUUUAAAUACCCUCGUAUAUAUCGAUGAAGAAAAAAGUUCUCGUCGCAUAUUCUUCGUUAUCAGACUCCAUUUCAGGUAGAUAAAUACAAAUUGAUAAUAAAAUGUGUAACUUUCUUAUCUAUUAUUUAUAUCCUUAUCGUGACAUAUUUUCCCUAUACCUGUUAACCAUGCGUGUCGUAUGUUUUAACGUACAUCCUGCUUUACAACAAUAAAAAAUCUAAGGAAUGAACAACGGCGGAAUGUAUCCUUAUUAUGAAUCAGAUUGGAGUGUACUACCCCCAGAAGCUAACAGGAGGUUUAACCCCGCAUUUAACAUGGCUACAAUUAAGCAGGUUGUCAAUGAGGCUAUUGAAAGAGUCCGUAUGCCGACUCCGAUGCGCCUCAGAGAUCUGAUCAGGCAGAUCAGAGCAGCAAGAACAGCAGCUGAAGAGCGCAGUGUGGUCAACAAAGAAUGCGCCUACAUUAGAUCAACUUUCAGAGAGGAGGACUCGGUUUGGAGAUGUAGGAACAUAGCAAAGCUACUUUACAUCCACAUGCUGGGCUAUCCAGCUCAUUUUGGUCAGCUAGAAUGCCUGAAAUUGAUUGCCAGUUCAAGGUUCACAGAUAAACGCAUAGGAUACUUGGGAGCCAUGCUGCUGUUGGAUGAAAGACAAGAUGUGCACUUGCUGAUCACAAAUUGUUUGAAGAAUGACUUGAACUCGACCACUCAGUUCGUCGUGGGCCUAGCCUUGUGUACUUUGGGCGCAAUUGCAUCCCCAGAGAUGGCCAGGGACUUGGCUGGAGAAGUAGAGCGACUGAUGAAGUCUCCUAAUGCGUACGUUCGUAAGAAGGCGGCUCUAUGUGCGUUCAGAAUAGUCAGGAGGGUUCCUGAGCUCAUGGAAAUGUUCUUGCCUGCCACCAGAAGCAUGCUCUCUGAGAAGAAUCAUGGUGUACUGAUAACUGGAGUAACGCUGAUAACAGAAAUGUGCGUAAACAGUCCAGAUACCCUGAAUCAUUUCAAAAAAAUAGUGCCAAACCUUGUACGGAUACUGAAAAAUCUAAUUUUAGCCGGUUACUCCCCUGAACAUGAUGUGUCUGGUAUUAGUGAUCCAUUUCUACAGGUGAAGAUCUUGAAACUUUUGCGGGUGCUGGGUAUCAACGACGUGGACACAUCAGAAGCAAUGAACGACAUACUUGCCCAAGUGGCGACCAAUACAGAAACUAGCAAAAAUGUCGGCAACACCAUUUUAUAUGAAACUGUCCUAUCUAUAAUGGAUAUCAAAUCAGAGGGUGGUUUAAGGGUAUUGGCGGUAAAUAUUCUUGGUCGAUUCCUAUUGAAUAAUGACAAAAACAUCCGCUACGUGGCGCUGAAUACACUCUUGAGGACUGUACACGUGGAUUCAGCAGCGGUUCAAAGACAUAGGGCUACAGUUUUGGAAUGCCUCAAGGACCCGGAUGUAUCGAUACGUCGUCGAGCAAUGGAACUAUCAUUUGCGUUGAUCAAUUCUCAAAACAUUCGGACUAUGACCAAAGAGCUGGUGAAUUUCUUGGAGAAGGCCGAUCCGGAGUUCAAAGCACCUUGCUCUAGUUCUAUAGUACUAGCGACGGAACGCUAUGCUCCUACUAGAAGAUGGCGAUUAGACACAUUGUUGAAAGUUUUGGUCGCGGCUGGAAAUUACAUACGAGAUGACGUCAUCAGUUCGACGAUACAGCUGAUAUCCGAGAGUCCCACUCAUCAAGGCUAUGUGACAUUACAAUUAUACAGGGCGUUGAAAGAAGAUCUUCAAAACAGACAACCUCUGAUACAGGUGGGCGUGUGGUGUAUAGGGGAAUACGGCGAUCUACUGACGUCAGCACAAUCUGACGAUGACAUUCAGCCUCCAACUGAAGAAGAGGUGGUUGAAGUUUAUCAACGUGUGUUAUGGUCACCACAGAAUACGGUUACCACCAAGCAGUAUGCUUUGAUGAGCUUGGUGAAGCUUAGCACGAGGUUUACAAAUACAGUUAGCAAAAUCCAAUCUAUGAUCGCCACGUUUCGCUCUAGUCUGCACGUGGAGCUCCAGCAAAGAGGUGUGGAAUUCUCGCAACUGUUCGGCAAUUACAGCCACCUGAGGGCCGGUUUGCUGGAAAGAAUGCCACCUUUGGACGCUGGAGGUACGGGAAGAGGAUCGGAUGCUAACCAACUGAACGGGGAAGUAGAAGAAGAAGGGAUGCUUGGAGGGGGUAGUCCGGAGGGAGAUGAGGAAGAAGCAAUCGGUGCUAUCAGCAAUACGAAUGCUCUGCUUGAUUUCCUCGACCUAGACGUGAUAAACCCAGCCGCGCGUACACCUCCAGCGAAUGUACCGCCUCCGGGACUUCUGACGUCAUCGCAUUCACAGCCCAGUAUGACGAACAAUACCAACAAUCAAGAUCUGUUAGAUCUGCUUGGUUUGGGACCCUUAGGACCACCUACGGUCCCACCUACAGAGAAUAACAACGGCUCACAGCCCCCCGCUAUGCCAGCGCCACUGGAUAAUGGAAAUUUAGACUUUUUAGCUGGAGGGGAAGGAGUUUUUGCACCGCCAGUAAUGAACAAUGUGAUUUUAGAAAAGCAACUGCCGCAAAUGACGGCGUAUGAAAAGGACGGAUUACGAGUGAUAUUCGGAUUGGAAAAACCAACGGCAGGGUCUGCUAAUCCGGAUACCUUGACGAUCCACGUCACAGCAAAUAAUAACACUCUCAGCAACAUGACUGAUUUCCUGUUCCAAGUUGCUGUACCUAGGACAUUCCAAUUACAAAUGAUGUCUCCGUCAGGAACGACGAUUCUACCCAAUGGCAAGGUUACACAAAUAAUCAAAGUUAGCAAUCCUAGUAAAAAUGUGUUAAAAAUGAAGGUAAAAUUAUCGUACGUGAUAGACGGCAAUCCUGUUAACGAUCAGAUAGAAGUGAACAAUUUUCCAGUGGACAUUUGGGAUUGACCAAGAGGAUUCGGUUAAAGAAACAUGUCAUUCGUCAUCGCCACUGGGAGAGAGAAAGAUAUAGUGAGAGAAUAACAGAACACACAGUGUAGUUUUUCUCGUACGUCUGAAAGUUUAGACAAUGUGCUCUAGCAGAACAAAGUUGAUAACACUGCUUUCGUUUAUUUUAUCGCUUUACAAAAAAAAAGAUGAGGAUUUUCAUAUGGUCUUACCGUCAAAACCACUUUUAAUUGUCUGACAUUACUCAAGUCUAAUAUCAAAGUAUUCUCUGUAAAAUAUUUUAAAAAAUGAACCGACUAUUAUUUUUUGUUUAACACCUAUUUUCCUCCGAUCUGUUCCUUGCAGUUUGUUCUCUAAUGGGAUAUUCUCUACCUAGAAAACAUGGCAUUUUUAAUAGAUCGUUUACAUUCUUACCCUCAUUAUUAGGUUAUUUUCCUCAUAUCUGAGGAAUGCCCAACCUCCUUGAUCAAAGUAGGGCCACAUUAUAACGAUAGAGUGUGAAAGAGUUUACAACCUCACAGCUUCGGCGUUAAUGGAGGGCAAGUGUUGCCACUGCUUGUUGAUGGAAAAAGGUGAAAUCAGCCAGAGUACACGGCAUAAUAUUAAUAUUCCAUCAACAUGAAAAUGCUGAAACGUUCCCCACUGUACGCCCUCUUUAAUUUUGAGAUUACUGUUGACUACCGAUUAUCCAAGCCAACAUGGGCUGGACCCCUCUCGUAUAAUUGGCGGUUCGGAUAAUCCGACUUAUAUAUUUUUUUAAAUGGACAAAUACAUUACUGCUUUCAAUUAUUUUAUUGUAAAUAAAGUAGAUUCACAUGUUUUUAUUCAUUAUAGAUAACUCGACAAAUAGAACUUGAAAAUGUAUGUAGCAUGCGUAAGUAAAAAUAUUAAUAUGCCUUAAAAUAACGGUCAAUAGGAGUUUGCUUCUUCUGGGAGUUUCUCUUUCUUGCUGCGUUAUUCCUCAGUAUUCUUAAAAGUAAAACGUCUGAUGCGGUUGACUCGGGUUGCUGUUCUACAUACUUUGAGGCUUUGUCUAAAGCAUUAAAACCUUCUUGAUUUGAAAUACGAUCGACUAUAAUAACCUCUCUAUCUUUCUCUUCUUUUUAAAUCUGGUUUACUUCUUCGGUCUGUUUAGAGGCAGCUAUUUCCUCUAUAGAAAGCUCUAGCUCGUGGUCGUUAGAGGCAAUCCAUUCUCCAACGCCUUCUUCUUAAGCGUCUUCGCAUCCUUUUAAUUUUUUCCUUAAAUCAAGCAAGCUCAACUCAUCUUCACAACUGGUUUCAACUUCGGCGUCUUUUAAUUUUAGAGCCAGCGUGCUUAGAGGCUUAUCGUCUUCUGUGUCAUCUUCCGGGAACUAAAGAUUUUUCCAGAAUUUUUUGAUUGUUGGUGCUCCUACCGAUUCCCGUGCUUGACUCGCUCAGUAGACAAUAUCUUUUAAGGUAAUCUGUCGCCGAGAUGUGCCAAGGUCGUAAUUUUCUGUUAAUUGCAAAUGUUCAAGAAACAAUCGUCUAUAAUUCUUCAGGUUUUCAAGGACACCUUGAUCCUUGGGUUGAAAAGGGUUAUCCAUCUGUUGGUUAAUUUUUAAAUCGAUGGUUUAAAUGAAAACGCAGAGUUCUAUUUCUAAACGGGUUUUUUUUAUUUGAGAGUACUAUCCUUCCGGUUAAUGACGAAACACAAUCUCAUUCAUAUGAGCGCCACGACUCAGCUUGACGUAGCCGAUUCUGUCGACCCAAUUUUUCAGUACAUUUUCCGCGUCCUUUGUCAUCUUCGAAAAAAGGGCCAAUAAUGCCAUCAGACCACAAACCACACCAAACAGUCACGUAUUGCGGGUGGAUUGGCUUCUAGGUAAUUUCAUUUAGCUAUUAUGAGUACCAAAUAUGUCAAUUUUGCUUAUUGACGUAGCCAGCAAGAUGAAAAUGGGCCGUAUCCGAAAAAAUGAUUUUUCAGUAAAAAAGGGAGUACUCGUCCAAGCGUCCAGUUUUUAGCGCUUCAAGCGUAUAUCGAUCCAUAUUCGUUCAACGCACUCUACUAAAUACCUGUCGAAACAAAACUGAUGCAAGUGUUGCCAACCGUGAGAUAAGCCCUAGUCCAAAAAUUAACCAACAAAUGGAUCACCCUUUACAAGGCUAGUGAUGUUUAUCGGUAUAAAUUUAACAGUAAAUUCACCUACACCAAGAUCUUCUUCGGGAUGUGAUGGAGCAUUCAUUAUCCAUAAGCAAAAGAGCCUUUAUUGGGAGUUUGCGAUUCUUCAAAAAUUUGGUCACUAGUGAAACACACUGUUCUUUAAACCAGACAGUAAACAACUUCGUAUCCAUCCAGGCACCUUUUGAUGCGUGUUAUAAACUGGCAGUGCAUUUGGAGGAAUAUUUUUUGAGGCUCUUGGAUGGCCUGAUUUUCCAAUGAUCAUAAGUGGUAUUCUAUGUGUACUGAUUACUGAUUUUAUGGCCCGUAGCUACCGUUUCCUGUUUUGAUGCUAGUGACUUUGACGGAAGCAAAUUAAAGUUAAGACCAGUGUCAUCACAAUUAUAGACUUGGUCCAAUGUGUAACCUUCUAUUAGAAUUUUAAAUGUUUGCUUAAAAUUUUCGGCAGCAUUUGUAACUACUGAAAUCUUUUCCCCACAAACAGCUAACUAGCGCACACCAUAUCUCAUCUUCCAACGAGCAAGCCAACCAUCACUGGCCGUUAAAUGGUCAAGAUCUGGAAAUUCCCUGUUUAUCAUGACGGCUUUUUAUUGUAAAAUUGGUCCAGAAAGGGGAACACCUUUUGCUCUUGGUUGCGUAAACCAUGUCAACAGUAUUCGAUUAUUUUUUCAAAUUCUGCCCACUUCAUGGAUUUUCUUUUAAAAGAAGUCGAAACUUCCUUGUUGCACCAUUGUUUUGCCGAUUUCUUCUCCAGUCCCCCACUGUUACGUUGCCUACCCCCUAUUCCCUUGCUAUUCCUGCCACUGAGUCACCAGCAUCCAGCUUUUUAAUGGCUUUUAACUUCUCGUCGACUGUUACAACAACUUUUUUCUUUUACUUUUCCCAUCAUUUAUCUACGACUUAUUUUAUUAUUGAAAUGUCGUAAAACUGUACACACGCCCGUUUGCUCCGUUCAGCACCACAUGACUCAGCCAACUAAAUCCCCUAUCGUCGACUUCUGAUUUUGACGAUUCCCCGUAAAGAACAUGCUAUUUAUACGUGAAACUCGACUAAUACGGCGGCUUUUUCGGUUACUGCAGAUUCAGUGCUUAUUAGUUUUUUGCCGUAUGUUUGUAGGAAUCAUUCGGUUAAUCCGGCAAUCGGGGGACUACUGUACUUCACUGUGGCAAGGCAAAUAAGGUUUAGAGCUCUCGGCUGUUUUUACGUGCUUACCUUGAACUCGCCGAACCAAUUUUUGGCACGUACUUUGAUAUACAUAUUGACUGAGUGACGUUGACAUCGUAUAUUAUUAUUGAACAGCAGUAAAGUAAAUCGAAAGUUUGAGUUAUCAGCAAAGUUGGUAUUCUCGUAUUUGUUAAAUAUUUAUAAAUAUAUAUUAUGCGUCCCUGUCUACCUUUUAUCGUAGGCCGUGAGACGUAACACUGAAAUGAAGAAAAGAAAGUGGAAAGCUAAUAUUUUCUAUAUUUAGAUUUAGUUAUUUUUUAGUGAGACUACACACGCUCCCUGUAAAUAAUUUUAACGAAUGAGUACUUAAUUCUUUGUUAAGAUUUAUAUAUUAUAUUUACAUUCACGAUUUGUUGUCGAAUCACACGGUAACUGUUGUUGUUCAUGAAAUUUCUACACAUUGCAAUAAAUUCAGAACAAUUACUGGAUAAUGUGCUUUUCAUCUCGACUAUUCUGUGGAUUAACUGGAAACUGACGCGUGCUGUUAAUGAAAAGUAGGUCGAACUUUAAUGUAGACACUUGGCAACAUCGAUGAUAAUGAUUUUUAUCAACCCAAGUUUUCGAGCAAUGAAGAUGUCUAGUUUUAGUGUCUACCAGCCAUUGAAACGUUUGUAACUUGAAAACGGUCAACUUGAUAGAUGUUAUAACCUGAACAAGCUUGCUCAGGUGCGUCUACCUGGGUGCAUACUGACAUUUGAGAAAAUAGCUUGCCAUUCAAGGAUCUUGCCGAUCUCUAGAAAUAUCCAUGAUAACAGUUUUGAAAAUCAUUUACUUUUUAUGUUUCCAAGUAUCUAAUGUUCAAACCUUACUCCACUAGAGCCGGAAGAGCAUUUUAGCCUUAUUUACAAACAUGACUAUAACGCUGGGUGAGUUUUAGCUGACUUCAUAAUUUGCCUCCAUCUGGUGCAGUAUUCCAACACUGCUGGGUCAAAGUUUAAGUCAAUUUAUGCUAGGUCUGACUUGAUGCUAUCUCCCCAUCUUAUACGGGGGCGACGUAGAGGUCUUUUACCAGCUGGUGCUUUCUCCCAGAUCAACUUUACCAACCGAUCGUCAAGUCUUUGAAAGUGGCCAGCCCAUCUCAGCCGAUGUGCUUUGAUUUCUUGGACAAUGUCACUGUCAACUGCAUUUGAUGUUCGUUCUUAUCUGAUAUUCACCUGUAUUUGGGUAGUAGAGAUGUGCAAAAAUCUUACAUAAUACUCUACGUACGAAACGCCUAAGCUGCCGUUCGACAUUGUCCAUGUCUCAUAGCCAUACGUUGCAUUAGGCCUAUGACAGUCGUAUAAAUCCUGAUCUCAGAGGAGCGUGUAAAAUUCGUCGAUGUAGUAAGAUUUUUUAGAGAGAACAUGCACCGAUUCCCAGAUUGUACAUGUACAUGUACAUGGUGUCCAGUGGGAAAGUUCAGUUUGUAAUUUAAGAAAAACAAUACAAACGUAAUGAAAAGAAAAUAUUUAUUACUAUCAACAUAUUCGUAAAUUCGGCGGGUUUUUUUGCUUAGAUAUCAUUCCGUCCAAAUGUUUGUCAUCCCUUCUAAUCGCGCGCGCAAGUUCUGAAGCACUCUCUUGCAGAGUUCCGGAGUGAUGAUGUUUAUUUCUCGUCGAUGUUCUUUCUCUUUAAGCUCCUCCAGUGUUCGUGGAUUAUUAGAAUACAGAUUUUAGAUAACCCCACAAAAAAUAAUCGCAUAGCGUGAGGUCGGGCGACCUAGGAGGCCAGUGAAUGUGUCCAAAGUUUGAUAUAACUUUUUGAUGAAAAAGUGCUUUCACCGUGUCCAGCGAUUCUCUGGUACUAUGGGUAGUGGCCCCAUCCUGUUGAAACCAUGUGUUUAUGUUAAAUCUACGUUCUGUUCUUACAAUAGGAGCAAAAAAAGAGUCAAUCAUGUCCCUGUAUUCCUCGGAAUUGACUCAUUGCGUGACCGUUUUCAUCUCCAAAGAAAUACGGCACAAUAAUACCGCUGGAGGAUAUGGCGCAGCGAACACCUUUGGACCAUGUAGCCGUUGUUGAUGUUUCUCUUUUGGGUUCGUUGGUACCCAAUAUCUGCAAUUUUGUUUGUUCACAUAACCGUCUAAGUGAAAAUGGAGCAGGUGCGUAUGAAUCACCACCCUUAAAGUAAGCCUCGAUAACAAAAGCACGUUGCACUCCGGUCCGACGUUCCAUUAUGACUAUUCAACCCGCACGCCGAACGCACGCGUCGAUCAGGACCUCUCGCCACUUCCUCGCAUUUACGGUUGCCUUUUAAUACAAAUUUAAAAUGUGAACGUUCUCAUUUCCCUGUACAGCAGACGCUCGAUAAUGUAAACUAAUUUAAUCCAAGUGUGGUUCACAUUAUCGAAAUGUUUACAUUAGCGAACGUGAUUUAUAUAAUAUUUGAUUUAUUAAAAGAAACGUUUAAUAUAUACUAUUUAUAACAAAAUAAACAAAUUUUCGUCUGCGUAAAUUUGCGCUUAGCAUUGUCUUCCAAUGCCUGCGCCCGUAAUUUACGAAGAACUAAAAUAUCCGUGUAUGAAACUUCUUUUCUUUCAGCCCAAUCUAAAGCUUGGUUAAAAACUUGUAUAGCUUGCGCGUCAGUCACUACACUUCUGACUUCAAUGGGAUCGUUCUCAUCAUCCUCACUGUCCAUAUCCUCCUCCUUAUCAGCAUCAUUCGUCUGCUUAUCUUCGUUCCAUAAAUUAAUAUCAGCAGGAGUACAAACAAUGUUGGGAUUCACUGUUUUCAAUAAAUCAACAACAUCCAAUGACACACUAAUAACAUUAUCAUUAUUGGAUCGCAAACGUUCUCUAAUUACGCUUAAGGGGACAUCGUCUUCUUCAUCAUCUUCAUUAUUGGUACAAAAGAGAUUGUUCCAACAUUUUUGAAUAGUUUGCUGGUUAAGUUCAUUCCAGGCCAUAUGUAAAUCUAAAACAGCUCGCAAUGUUACUUUUUUUAAAGCCUCAGAUAAGUUUUCAGGAUUCUUUGAUAAGACAGACGAAAGUAGAAACUUCCUAUAGUAUAUUUUGGUGAGUCUUAUUAUAUUCUGGUCCAUGGGUUUAAUUAACGGUGUUGGGCGGCAUGUACAUGACGAAAAUUGACCCAUCCCUGCUCCUCAAUUGUUGCUCGGGAGGAUGACUUGGUGCAUUAUCCAAUAGUAACAACGCUUUUAUUGGAAGCUUCUGUUGUUUUAGGAAACCUUUUACCUACAAAUUGAAAACACAUCUUCAAAUUAUGAAUAGAGCAUUUGUGAUAAUCGAUUGUCAUACCUGAGGGACAAAGCACCUGUGGAACCAUUUCAGGAAUAUACUGCUAGUCAUCCAAGCGGUUUUUGAACAGUCAUAAUCAACAGGGAUAUUAACAUUUUUAAAUGAGCGCGGAUUUUUUGCUUUCCCAAUUACCAGUGGCUUUAUUUUGUGUGAACCAUUAGCAUUAGUGCAGGCUAGAAACGUUAUUAGUUGUUUCUCCGGCUUUCUUCCCGGGGCAGAUUUUUCAAAUUCUGCAGCAUAGGUUUUCUCUGGUAACAUUUUCCAAUAAAGGCCACUUUGAUCUGCGUUGUAAAUUUGUUCCAUUCUUAAGUCUAGCUCGGUAAUUGUUUUCAUCAAUUUUUCUUUGAAUGGUUGCACUAAUUGUGGUUGUGCUGAUAAUUUUUCACCAGAUAUAGACAGCAGUCGAAUUCCAUAUCUUGUUUUGAAUCGUUGUAGCCAGCCAUCACUAGCUACGAAAUUUUCAGUUUCUUUCAGUUUAAGUACUUCGCCACUAACUGGGACAUGAUUUUCCCGUUGUUUUAAAAACCACUUAUACAGGGAAUUUUCCAUUUUAGGUGCCUUCGCAUUUUUUUAAGUUUUUCUUUUUCCCGGACCUCCAAAUGUAUUGCACGUUCCUUGUAAAAUUUGAGUUUUCAUACGAUUAAUUUUACAGAGUGUUGCUUUCGAUACUCCAUAUUUUUUUGCUAACUGUGUCACUCCCGCACCUAGUGCAACUUCGUCUAUGAUUUUCACUUUCUCACUCAACUUUAAACACUUUCUUUUAUAGGAUGUGGAUGUGGAUGCCAUAGUGGUAAAAUAUAUUAACGCGUGCAAUGCAUUCACUUAAGUUCAAAAAUGAAAUACAUACGUACGUAUAAACGUAUCCUAAACGAUCAUACGACUGACCGAGUUUGUUGUAUUUUAUCGCAGAGGUGAAUCCCCUACACUCUACAUCAUAAAUCGGGGACUCCCCGACGCCCGACAUAAAUCAUCGAGGCUUCAGCAUUUUACCGUCGCGCUGUUUCCGUGCGCCGAGAGUUGUUUACGUUAUCGAGCGUACACAUUGUUUACGUUAUCGCGCGUUCCGUUUGAUCCUAUAGAACGAAGUUUGUGUUUACAUUAGCGCAAGUUUUCAUUAUCCCCUGUUUACGUUAUCGAGCGUCUGCUGUAUUUGGUUUAAGCUUAGUUGGCCUUGAAACAAUUUUUAUUUUUGUUUCGUGAGCUAACAGGCUGUGAACAUAUGAUUUUCAUAGACAUCAUUGUGUUUGAAAUUGUCUCUCACUAACUGAUCGAUUUUUCAAGUAUUCUUUAGUUCGAUCUAGAUUAGCCGGGUUUUAAGUUUCCGGUUUUUCACACUAAAUGGGCUGAGGUGAAGCAAUUUUUUAAUUCAUAGUCGAACGCAACUUCAACAGAAAUCGAACGUUCUAUCUGAUCACAUCUACAAGAUUGUGAGAAAUUAUACAUGCAAUUUGAAUGGCAAUCUGCCAGCUGAGACAAGGAUAGUAAGAUAUCACAAGAAAUACCAACGCUAUUCAGCUAAAUUUCCGAUUCGAACUUGUGACGUCAUAGAAAAACCUUUUGGAAUGAAGUGUUUUCUUUACUACGCCGUUACUUAAAAAUUGUCAAUUGCCAAGAAAAAUAUCUUCGAAAGACAUGAGUUAGUCGUCUUUGGUAUGAAAUACGGAUGUGAUUUAGAUUAUUUUACAAUAUAUAACUUGAUGAUACCCUUUUUGUAUUGAAUUUUCAUUAUCAGGUAUGUGAUCCUUUUUAAAAUAAUCUCGCAUUUGAUAUGUUUAUAUUUUGAUGCUUGAUUAUUGUACCAUGUUAUAUUUGCGUCC